Messenger RNA from Spirodela intermedia, 10237 nucleotides. Lineage: Eukaryota; Viridiplantae; Streptophyta; Magnoliopsida; Alismatales; Araceae. The record is from the annotation of a GenBank genome assembly.
AUGGGUAUGAGAGGUACUCCCGCCGCCUCCCUCCAUCUUCUCAUCACCGCCGUGCUUCUGUGCUCCGGCGCCGCCCUCGCCGGCGCGAACGGCGUGUUCCAAGUGAAGCGCUGGUUUGCGUCUCGCGAUAGGUCUCCGGCAGACCUCAGGGCCCACGACGUGCGCCGACAUGGCCGGUCGCUCGCGGCCGUCGACAUCCCCAUUGGCGGCCUCGGCCUCCCCUCCGACGCCGGGUAAAGAUAUGCGGCACGACUUCAUAAUUCCCCAUUCUUUUUGGAAUAUCUGUUUUCAAUUCUUAUCUCGUGCUGAGCUUCAUUGAAAUUUCUAUCCCGUUUUUCUCCCUGCGUUAGAUGAUCAUGCGAUUUGUUUCGUGUAAUUGUUCUAUCAUCUUACGGUAUCAGAUUCGCUGCGUUUUGGUCGUUUGCUUAGGCUCUACUAUGCUCAAAUUGAGAUUGGCACUCCAUCGAAAAGCUACUACGUGCAGGUGGACACGGGGAGUGACAUCUUGUGGGUGAACUGCAUCCAGUGCAAGCACUGUCCCAGCCAUAGCGAUCUUGGUGUACGUUCCAUCUCAUCUCUUCCCUUGCAGAUGAAUACUCUGGCCAUUGACGAAAUUCCGUUCUCUAUACUGCAUUUCCCCCAGCUGGAUCUCACGCUGUAUGAUCCGAAAAGCUCCGACAGUGGGUACGUGGUGACGUGUGAUCAAGAGUUUUGCACUUCAACAUAUGGUGAAGAACAAGCGUGUAGGCCACAGCAGCUCUGCGUGUAUAGCAUCUUGUAUGGUGACGGGAGCGGGACUAAUGGCUACUUUGUGACUGAUAACCUGCAUUACAAUCAAGUCACCGGAGAUCAUCAAAGCGGACAGGUCAAUGCCAGUAUUACAUUUGGGUUAGUUCCAGUUUACCAUCUCUGUUUUAUUACAUUCCUUGUCUCUUCUUUGGAACAAGUUGACAGAGAUGAUAAAAGUGAAAUGCAUAUGGAUAAAAAUAAAAUGGUUUUAUGCUGAAUGAUACACUAAUCUUCCGAUCGUUGAUAUCCUCUUUUCCCAGUGGAAGUUUUUCUUUCAUACGGCACUUGCUCAACACAAACAUCCGUUGCUUCCUUUUAAUAAUCAUGCGUACGGGCUUUUCCUUUAGUGUUGUUGUUGGGUAGGGGUGGUUAGAUGCAAUGUGCUGGAUUUCGAUCCAAGGUGAGUAGCUUAAGGGCCAGAAAUGGAGUGAAGUAAAGUUUGCAUGAAAAACAAAUCGACAGUUUAAACCUCAACCUUAAUAAGGUUUAUAGAUAUUUCUUUUAAAGUUCAUUUAACAUUUUCUGUAGAAAAUUUUAGAACCACGAAAAACUUCGGGAUGUGAUGCAAGGUCACUAGAAAGAAAGCUGACAUAUUGUAUUUAACCAGAAGGAAUUCCUUCAUCUGUUGAAUUAUAUUUCUCACAUCUCAUUAUAUCAUGAUCCUGAAUAUUUUUUGUUGAACGAAAGGUGUUCAAAUUCUCAUUCAUUAUUCUCCUGAUUUUAUUGGUUUUUUAUUUUUAUUAUGAGACCAGUUUUUCCUUAUUGUCUGUGUUUUUUUUUUGGGAACAUCUGAUUCUAUGCUGUAUGCGUUUUUCACUGUCUUUUCUGAAUGUUUCCUUGUUUUUAUGGAAUACCCUCUUUGAACUAUUUGAGUCAUGUGCACACACAAUCUUUAUGGAACUUCGUUUAUGCACUGUACUAUUUUUACUAUUUUCCAAUGCUAAUACAGUGUUUUGAAAAGUGCAUUUGGUGUGAAUGUGUUCCCAAAAAGCCACCGGUAUAAGAAGGUUGAAAGAUAGAUCAUGCUGGUAGAGACUAUAUUAAUCGUUCAACAACUUCCCAAAGUGACAAUUCAUUCUUUCCCACACUACCACAGGUAGAAGUUCUAAUUCACAUCUUCUCAACUUACCUUUGGUGGCAAUGAAGAUCUAAUUCAUGAAGUGCCUCCUGCCAACAUUCAUGUCAGUGUACAUAUUUAAUGAAUAAAUACUCUGAUGAUCUGUUUUCCACAUCGAAACUACUAGUACCCUCUGCCACUGCAGUCCAUUUAUCUUAAAUGGUUUUCACUCUUUCUUUUUUUCAGAGUACAUAGAAAAUUAUGUUACCAAUGUUGCCAAUGUUGCCUUGUUUUUUCCACUAGUUCUCCAGUUUAAGUUUAAGAUGAAUAGUAAUUGAAUUCAUGCUAAAUUUUAUGUUGAUUUGAUUCUGGAUGUAACUAGGUUUUCUGCUUAUUCGGUUGUAUCUUUGUAUUUAUCUGAGGCUACUUGACUUGAGAAUAUUAUAUAUGAGAGUUCUUGUGACAAAUCUUUAAUACCGCCGUACUUACUACAGUCGCAUAAUCAUCUUCUGUUUAGGUGCGGUGCACAGCAAUUUGGUGACUUAGGUUCAUCAAGUGGGGCACUUGAUGGCAUAUUAGGCUUUGGACAGUCUAAUUCAUCCAUGAUUUCACAACUAGCAUCUGCUGGAAAAGUGAAAAAAAUGUUUUCUCAUUGCUUGGAUAGCGUAAAUGGAGGUGGAAUUUUUUCUAUUGGUCAAGUAGUCCAGCCAAAAGUGAACACAACUCCUCUGAUACCAAAUCAGUAUGCUGCUUUCCUUUUUUUUAUUUUAUGUUCCGAUCAUUCUUUAUCUUAUGUUAUCUGUUGCCAGAGUAAUAAUUCUUCACAUUGAAAGGGUCAUAAAACUGCCAUCAUUCGAUACCUUUAAUCCAAAUGUUUUGGAGGUUGGUAAGGUUAUCAUAUUGUCCAUGUUUUUAUCCAGAAGUAACUUCCUGACUUCUAGAAAUAGCUUUUCAUGUACUAUUCCCCAGACUGCGUAAGCGAAUUUAUGGCUUUCAUGGAGGUACCUGUAUGUGAGAACAUCAAAGAUGAGAGAGGGAGGGAGAGAGAGAGAGAUAGAGAGGGAGGGAGGGAGAGAGAGAGAGAGAGAGAGAGGGAGAGGGGAAGAGAGAGAGUGUAAUGUGUUAGGACAGAAUGAUGGAACGAGAUCCAAGACCAGAAGAGUGAAGCGAGGAAAUCUCGUGUGGUUAUUGCUCAUGGGAUUGUGUGGGGAGAGACACUUGUAUCGCUCAAAGCUAUGGCAUGACUUCUGAUGUUAAGGAAAUGGUGGAUAAUGGAAGCUGUACACGGGAGCUAUGAAUUUCUUCAGUCUCUGAACAAGUAGAAAAUAUCUGGUAUGUCCUCCACCCCUUCGUAGGUAGUGCAGGUAAAAGAUAAGGGAGCAGCAUGAGACGGUGAUUUGGUCAAAUCACCGAUAUUUGUCCUGAGAAACGUUGGGUCUCAUCCACAGACAGAGAUACCGAUCCCUGAGUGAAGGAUAUGCUGUUUGGUAAAAAUAGUCACCUUAUAUCGUUUUUGUGAGAAAAUUAUUCUAUAGAAAAUAUCGAAAUAUUGUACAAGAAAAAAUCUGGAUAAAAAUUUGUUAAAGUGUAAGAUUGGUAUUCGAUCGUGCAAUUAGUUUUGUUUGCAGAUACGGAACCUUGAAUCUUUGGCGCUCAAUAAAGUUUGGAUAAAAGUUGCAUACCAACCGGAGUGUAUUGCCACUGUUAAGAUUAUUUUAUUUUGGGCUGCAGUCUGACAGCUGUGACAUCUGCUCUAUACUUGGAGGUACUCCACUAAGAUUAGAAGGGAGUUGUGUUGCUUUUCUUUUAGGAGCUUUGCUUUUAUAGUUACUCUGGGGUUAGAGGAGAGUAAGAAAGGAAAACCGUGGAACCUACGGUGGUUAUCUAGCUUUUCUAUUUCCAUUGCUUUUUACUAUAUUUUUUAACUCCUGUAAUUUAUGAAAAAUUAAAUAUUUCCAUUUUUUUCUGUAAAUAGACCGCAUUAUAACAUCAAUAUGAAGGGCAUUGAUGUUGGUGGGGAGUUCUUGAAAAUCCCCUCCGACAUCUUUGAUGUCAGCAAGAGUAAAGGGACAAUUAUUGACAGUGGUACAACCCUAGCUUAUCUUCCAGAUGCAGCAUAUAAACUCUUAGUGAAUGCGGUAUGGAUUUGGGGUUGUUUUUCUUUAGUCCUUUUAGUAUGCCUUCCAGUUCUUGACUUUUUUUGUCAUGUUCAUAAUCUUGAGAUUUUACGUUCUUCAAUGUCUAGAUCUUGGCAUUCCAGCCGACCUUGGAGGUCCGAAUUGUGCAGGACUUUCUAUGUUUUCUAUAUACAAAAAGGUACUUUAUUCAUUAAUUUUACAUUAUAUCACCAUCUGUUAACAUAUGACGAACCUUUUGCUUCUUUUUUUUUCCCAAGAAUAUCUGCUACUAAGACUAUUCAAUAGUUUUUUUUCUAUUUUUAUGGCAUCUUUGAGAUGAUCUCUCCUCUGACCUUUUUGAAUAUAAUGUGUAAGAAUCCUUUAAUCUCUUUCCUGUCCUUUGUUAAUAUAUAACGCUUACUGGUCUACAGUUUAUGAUUCUGUUAAAUUAUUUGCAUCAGAUCAUAAAAUAGAAUCGUAAAGCUUAAUCAUAUGAUGGUGACGGUGGUAAUUUCCAGAUGUUCAUCCAUUAGCGGUUCUGUAUUCUCUUUAGGGCCAUUUGGAUUGAUGUAAUGCGUAUAAUAAACUGUGCUUGCAUUGUCAGUAUUGUCAAGCUUUCAUACUGUAUCAUUAUUAGGCAAUUUAGCUCCUUACCAGCUUAUUUUCACCAGCUUGACGAUUUCGUUUUCCCAACAUGAAACAGAACAGAUAGGAAGGACCUAUACUCUCUUCCGCCAGUCUGUGAUAUUUACCCCGUAAAAGCCCUUCCAGAAGUAAGAAGAGGCAACUUCUCCUAUGAAGCAUGCUCAUAUUUGUUACGAAUUUAAAGCUCCAAAAAAAUUGCUCCUAAACGAUUUCUCUCUAAAACACUAGUACCUCCAUGAUAUUUGAACUAGAAACAACUGGAGCACUGCGGAUGAAAAUUGGCAACAAAUGAAGUGAACGUUUUCCUCUAGUUCACAGGCCUAUGCAAAGAUCUUAACUAUACUAAAAGAUAGUUGUGACCGGAGUUUCUGAACUGCGGUAGUGCUUUAUGCUCACAGCUAGUUGCGGAGUAAGUUUCACGAAAAUUGAUAGACCUAGGGUAGUUUUAUAUUAUAUACUGGUAGAAACUUCAAGAAUUUAGUCUCCAAGAUCAUUACAAUUUUUAUGGGAUCUGGUCUAUGUUAUCUGGUUAGGUUACUGAAAAUUUCAUAAGACAUCUGUGGUUAGUGUUCUAUAUCACGUACCUCACUAAAAGUGAAUUCAAGGCCAAUGAUGGCCCUUGUUGUGCCCUACUAGUCUCUAAAGGAUUGACAAUGUCGAUGGAAAUAUAUUUGGCAAUUUGCUAGUUCCUUCUUCACUAAAAGUUUUUACAUGAUGCUGAAUUGAAACGAAUCAGUUCUAGGUAUAUUUAUUUCAGAAUCAUAGUAUGUGUCAACUGAAUUUCGGUGUUUAGUUCUCUGCUUGUACCUCAAAAAUGAAUUGUUGCUCAUCAAUCAAGGAUUCAUUCCUGGCAAAUGUAAUAGGAGCCUCAAAUAGCUCCACUCUGCGUAUUACAUCCUGUAGAGAAGGUGAAAAGACCGAAACCUAAACUAAUAGUGCACUAAGAGAAUCCUUAAAACUUACGAUUCUAUGAACCAAUUCUAAUGUAUGAGCAAGGGAUGGAAUUCUGAAUACAGUACGGACUGAAAUGAAUAGGCAUUUUGUCUGGGGAUCAAAACUUUUGGUCAACAACAGAGAUUAUGGCACCAUGGUGCUGGCUUGUCAAUCCUCUCACUACCAAAAACUCUCACGCAAUAUUGAUAAUGGAGACCUUCCUUCGCAUAAGAAUUUCGAUAUUAUUGAUUUUGAAGACGUUUGCUCAUGGUAGACAUGAUAAUGUGUAUACCAUUAUGUGUGAAUUUUUUACAUUAACGAUUUUAAUAUUAUUACAUCAUUCUUCAGUAGGAUUUAUGUUUAAGGGCAGUAGUACUAAUUUUUUUUUAUCCCUUUUUUUUUGGUCUUUUUUAUGAUAAAGGAUUUGCUUGUUUGUAUUAUUGCAGUGUGGAUGAUGGUUUUCCAAUUGUAACUUUGCAUUUCGAAAAUUCACUUUCACUGAGAGUUUAUCCACAUGACUAUCUAUUUCAGAGUCGAGUAAGUAACUAUUUACUGGAACGCUUGGUUACCUAUUUAUUUUUCUGCACUUAUUUAUUGUGUUAUUACUUUAAGUACCAUAUGACCCCUUUGGUUUCAUGCUUUGAAAAUCUAGAACAUAAUCAUUGGUCAUCCAUCUCAUUUUGAACUUUCUACUUUACAAAAUGUAUGGCUGCUUAUCUCUCUUUUUUUUUCCAUUCACCUGGGUUUAUAUUUAUAGGUCGCAUUGAAAAUCUGUUCUCCUAAAUCUUUUGUGGUAAGACAUGAUUAUUAAAAAAGAAAGAAAUGGGGCGUGCAAGUGGACUUUAUGCCAGCAGAAAGCUACUUGCAAACUUGAAAUUCUUUCAUUUUAUGCAUUUCUUUUUUUGUUGAUAUUUCUAGUUUAGGUAUAUAUUCUCUUUUUUUUCUUUUGUUUUAACGUUACAGAAGUGUUUUGGAAAUGGAGUUCCGGAGAUGAUGAGUAUGACUGUCUCGUAACAUAGUGGGGGCGUGUUCAUUAAUUCAUUGCAUUUUUUAUGUAACUUGGAUCUGUUUAAUUUUAUUUUCAUAGAGAUAUCCAAGUCUUCAUGGAAAAUCAAUGGUCUUCCUUUCAGUUGCCCAAUGAACAACUACUGCAAUGGGAUACACAAAGUAGAUAGUUCCCCUAUCUUGAUGUUGGAAGUAUUUGGUUCAACGGUCUCUCGAUUUUAAUGCUUGAGCACUAUUAUCAGAUCUCGAUUUGAAAUUACUAGACACCUUAUGUCAAUAGUUCUUCUGGUUCAAUGUGUAUGCCUUUAUCUCACUUUAGUGGCUUAUAGAACCCGUGCUAAACUAGAGCAAUGUUAGUUUAUAUUUUGAGGGAGGCAGAAUCUGAAGAUGAGCCUUAUUUAUGUUUAGACCUCUCUUUUUUCAUUUUUUUUUAUAGCCAUGCUGGAAUCCAUAGUUUUGGGCUCAGUUCAAGUUUGAAAGCUAUUUCUUGAAGAUAUUUGCAUCUUGAAAAAGGUGUUAGACGGCAAUACACUUGCCCUAUCUUUAUAAUGUGAAUGCUCCCCUUAACUUAGGAUUGCUUACCUUGUUCCAUGGUAAUUUGAGAAAAUCGAACCACAAAAUAGGCCAGGUCCAAUCAGUAAUCAGGAUUGUAUCGCCCAAAUCAGCUGAUCUGAGUCAAGAGGCAAAUAAGGGUAAAAAAGAAGCAGAACAUAUAUAUUAUUUUUAAUAAGUCUGCAUUACCGCUUUUGCUAAAAACUAAAAAAACACGAUGAAGAGCUAGAUAGGGACUUUUAAAGUUCAGUCAAAUCAUUCAUAUUGCGUAAAAAUGUUUGUUUAUUGCCUACCUUUUAAGUCUUGUGUUAUCAUUUUGAGAAUGACUUCUCUAUCGUGUUUUAAAACCUUAGCUCAUUGGAUUCUUUAUUGAAGACAGUUUGAUAUUCAAAGUUUCUUUUCAGAGGACGAACUUUUGAAACAAUUAGUUUCACAUUCAGACAUCGCUUUUGUUUCAUGAUUGCUUCAGGGAGACGUUUGGUGCAUUGGUUGGCAAAAUAGUGGUGUACAAUCGAGGGAUGGGAAAGAUACUACGAUCUUGGGAGGUAUAUUUUUUCUUCUAUUUGUCUUUGAGUUUUUCUUUUCUAUUGAGAUUUUGGUUCGUGGUUCGUGGUAUCGAACAGAGAAAAUUAUAAAAAAUCGAAGAAAAAGUGAGGCAGACAUGAAAAUAUCAGGAAAUAAAACCACGUGAAGGCAGAAAGACAAAUUACCCACCCUCUACCUCGAUAGUUGAUGAGAAAGAGGAAACAGAAGAGAAACUCAUUAAAGCCAAUUAUCCCUUCCCUUGAUCAAGUUCAUCAGGAAAACUCGGCGGUCACUGCCUACUUUCAUUUCUCCACAACAGUAAGCAAGCACGCAAAAUAGCUUUUAAUGACCACGUCUUCUAUAGUCUUUGAGAUUAGCUGUUGUAAGAGGUAGAAUGCCAAUUUCACAGUAUGAUCUCUGAUAAUAUGUAUAAAAUUGCCAUCUGGACAGGUGACUGCGUUAUUAGUAACGUUCUCAGAUUCAUAAAUAGCCCUACAGUCCAGAAGGACAUGAUCAGUGGCAGGGCCACAGAAGAAGGAAACUACCGAACUAGAAAAUCAACAAACUAGGGAACGGUCCAACUGAGAAAAAAACUCCUAAUUAUAUGUUCUUCCCCACAGUGUUUUCCAGUUUCAAAUAUGUUAUCACUUUUCUAGUUUCUGGGAUUCCUCAGCAUCCAUGCUUAUUUAAAAUGAAAGACACUUGUCAUCAUUUCACAUCUAAAUUUGUGCAAUUUAGAAUUCCAAAUGUCUUCAAAACUUAUCAUCCAAGCCGUGUGCUAAAAUCUUAUAGGCAGAACAAGGCAGUGUCUUCCUUGAUCUAUGUAUUUCUUCCCUCUGCUGUUCAAUUCUCAUCAAUGUUGUAACACUUUAAUUUCUUUUGGGAAAAAUUUAUCCAACUAUGGCUAUACGUAUCUCAAAUUCUUACUUUUCAUGCCUUGUAAACGAAGCCAUUUCAAAAUCUCUCUUACAUGGAAAAAUAACCCGUUUGUUGUCAUAAUGGUGUGAUAACGUUUCUAAAUAUUGUUGAACUGCCCAAACUCAAGACCUUCUGAGCUUAUACCGUAGACUCAUCUCCUCCCUCAUCGCACAAUUUUUGGCAAUUCUUUCUUAUAUUAGAUGCACAAAUGAACACCGUCUCUACCAAGCGAUUGGCUAUUUUAUUCCAGAUUUUCCCGCAAGGUCAUUUGGAUGAUUGGCCACCACACUGUAUUGUCCCCAUUUCAAUAUCUUUCACAGUCCAUUGCUCGUCCAUUGUUUUUGUGGGAUGCCCUCCUAUGUCUAUGAUGUAUAAUUACUUCCACUAAAUAUCAUGUGUAAGUGUAUACCAUUGCCCUUAGGAAUAAGUGAUACAAGGAUUCUUCUUCCCUCACAUAAUUUAUGGGAAGAUAUAAGUGAUAUACGAGCUUGUUUAUCAUGCUAAAACUCAUCCAUGUAAAUUCUCACGGAUAUAUUGUUACAACAGGUUCAUUUCUCCCUUUCAAACCCAAAUCUCAGUGCCUAGUGUUGCUAUUUAUCCAGCUUGCAAGAUAAUCAGAAGCCUUUUUUUCCCAAAAUAAGCAUAUCUUACACGUUUCUGUUCUUCCAUGUUUGUAGCUCAUGAUACUUUCCAUUGCAAAAUCAGUUAGACAUCUUUUAUAAGAGAACAAAGACUAGGAUCCCUGUAAACUGGUCAUAUGGAUGAUUUUUUUAGAGUUAGUUCGAAGUGGUGACAGUUUUUGCACUUAAGAGGCGCUAGUAAUGUGUAAGUGACCAUCCAUGACACACAAUGCUAAGGUGCGUCUUUCCUACUAUUGAUUUUGUAUUCAAUAUUUUGUCUGCAGAUCUAGUGUUAUCGAAUAAGUUAGUGUUCUAUGAUCUGGAGAAACAAGUGAUUGGAUGGACCGAGUAUAAUUGUAAGUGUUUAUAUCCUUUAAGUGCCCUUUCUUCUACUAUUUUUUUUAAUUUCUUAUAGUUUCAAUUCUCCAUUCGGUUUGACUUUGGACAUUUUCUUAGAUCAGGGAAACUUAGCCAGGCUAUGAAUCUUGGGCAAUGUGCGAAAACACUAAACUUUUUAUUACUCCCCUAGAAUCCAGAUUAUCUUUUAAGCCUUUUGUUAUGUACAGCGUCCUAAAAGAUUAAAGCUAAUAUUUUAGCUAUUUAGGUCGGAAAUAUUAUGAUCAGAUAGCUAUAAGACGUUCUAAUAUUUUUAUGGCUUCAUGAAUAUACUUGUUUCACUUAAAAUGUCAAAUGAUUCAUCUAAUCAAAACCAGUUAUGGAUUCAUGGUUAUUCUUUAUUCUGGCGGCUGAACUAGUUGAUCAACCCUUCAAUGUGAAAGCAUUAUUGAGAAACAUAAAAGGGCAAUAGGUAAACCAAAUUCAAAUGCAUACUGUUUGUGCUUGUUAUUAAUUUAAAUUAUUAUGUCAUUUAAAAAAUAUUAUCUCGAAGAUUGUUUCUACCUCUGACUUUCUCAAGCUCGGCUGCAGGCUCCUCAAGCAUCAAAGUGCAAGAUCAUAACACUGGGGAAGUGUACACCAUUAAUGGUCGUAACAUUUCUUCAGCCUGCACCUUGGCCAUGGGGAGGUUUAUCUUAUUGUUUGCUAUAAUUGCCAUGAUAUGCUGUUUGAUUUUUUGA